AAUAAAGAUCUUGCAUGAAAUGGAAGCGUCUUCUUCAAGACUUUAUGAAGAAACAAGUGAAGCCAGUAGUAAGCGUCGCAGCCCUAAUAUUGACGAAUGGCAGUUGCAAGAGUGGGAAUAUCUUGGUCGUUCAGUUCAGCAUAGAAGUCUGUUGUCUGACUUGUGUUAUCCCAGUCCAGACAUUAAACAUUUGGGCAAUGUACGUGUAAUUUUCUCGGAGAAGUUUGAGCUCGGCAAAGGAAGUGAUGAAACCCGUGUUUAUCUUGGACUGACACAGGAUGGUUACGGUAAAGCAGUGAAACGAAUUCGUAAAGAUAACUGCCUCCAGCCUGCACAGCAUGAAAAGGAAAUUUUAAAUAAAUUCAAUGCAAAAAGUUCGAAAUAUGUUGUGAAUUAUUACUUCUUUGAGGAAGAUACUGGAACAGAAUAUGAUUAUUUGAUCUUAGACUUAUGUGAGGAAUCACUGGAGAAGUUUGUGAAAAAUUCUACUGUACAUGAUCUUCAAACAGCUCUUCCCGAUAUUCUUAGACAAAUUUUAAAUGGAUUAGCUGAUCUUCAUAGUGGCCCAGAUCCUAUUCUUCAUCGGAAAUUAAAGCCUUCCAAUGUUCUCCGUGACGUAGACGGCAAAUUUCUGAUAGCUGGCUUUGGCAUUAGUCGAAUAUUGAAGAAUGGAUCUAAAACACACAAAAGCAUGUUUAACAGGGGAACUGAAUUUUGGAUUGCUCCUGAAUCAAUACAUAACGAAGAUUCAAAUAUAGCACGUAUUGAAGAUUUACAUGAAGCACGUUAUAAAAAAGAGUCUGAUGUAUAUAAUGCAGGAAUGGUGGCUUAUUAUGUUGCAACAAAAGGGGAACAUCCUUUUGGAACUAAGCCCCACCGACUGAUCAACAUGUUGAAUGGGGAACCUGUUGGCUUGGAUGGAAUCAAGGAUGAAACAUUUAAAGACCUUCUGUCGUGGAUGUUAAAACUACAACCAGAAGAAAGACCAUCUGCCAACGAAGCCUUGAAACAUCCAUUUCUUAUGUCGGAUGACGAGAAAUUUCACUUUUUAUGUAAAAAUGGUGACUUACAUUCGAUUAAAACAAAUGAUCCCCAAUCUAGUUUCGUCCAACAAUUUAGUAUUGAAUCUUCAAAUUGGAAAAGUCAAAUGGAUAACGAUGUUUAUGAAUAUUUGGUAAAUGGAAGAGAGUAUAAAUCUUCAUGGGCAGAAUGUUUAAGAUUCAUUGGAAAUAUUGAUCAGCAUUGGAACGAUCUACCACGACCUCUACCACAACCAGAACCAUUUUAUAAGAUUGGCGAUUACAAGGCGUAUUUUAUCCGAACAUUUCCGAAUCUCCUUGUUCGGUUACAUGCAGCUGUCAGGUCAAAUGAAGAAUGGAAAGAAAAUCCAGAACUUAAAGAAAUCACAAAUGGUGAUAAUACUAAUGCCGAAGAUGUCGUAAAUCCUCCAGGUGUUGAAGAUACAAAACAAGAAUUGGUGUUGCAAGAGUUGAAAUACAUUAAUGAAUCAACGAAACAUAGAGAAUUGUUUUCAAAAUUGAUUGAAUAUGGACGCAAUUCCAGUGAUGAGGUUAAAGUGGUGGGCAAUGUACGAGUAAUUUUCUCAGAAGAGUUUUGCAUUGGCAAAGGAAGUGAUGGAACACGUGUUUAUCUUGGACUGGGUAAGGAUGGUUACGGUAAAGCAGUGAAACAAAUACGUCGAGAUAGCUACAUUCAGCGUGCGCUGCACGAAAAGAAAAUUUUGAAUGAAUUCAACGCAAGAAGGUCGAAAUAUGUUGUGAAUUAUUCUUUCCUAGAAGAAGAGACUGGAACAGAAUAUGUAUAUUUGAUAUUAGACUUAUGUGAAAAAUCAUUGGAGAGUUUUGUCAAGUCUUCUACUUUACAUGAUCUUCAAAAAGCUCUUCCCAAAAUUCUCAGACAAAUUUUGCAAGGAUUAGCUGAUCUUCAUAGCGGCCCAAAUCCUAUUCUUCAUCGGGACUUAAAGCCCGCCAAUGUUCUCCGAGACACGCAAGACAACUUUCUUAUAGCUGACUUCGGCAUUAGUCGAAUAUUGGAAAAGGAUUCUACGACACAUAAUAGCAAUCCUAACAUGGGAACUGAGUAUUGGAUUGCUCCUGAAUCAUAUUGUGAAGAUGAAGAUAAAGUUAAUACGGGACGGUACAAGAAAACGUCUGAUGUAAUGAAUGCAGGAAUGGUAGCUUAUUAUAUUGCAACAAAAGGUAAACACCCGUUUGGAACUAAACCGUAUAGACUGAUGAACAUGCUGAAUGGAAAACCUGUUGGCUUGGAGGAAAUCAAGGAUGAAACAUUGAAAGACCUUCUAUCGUGGAUGUUAAACCGAGAACCCAAAGACAGGCCAUCGGCUAACGUGGCGUUAAAACACCCAUUUCUUAUGUCAGAUGACGAGAAAUUUGACUUAUUAUGUAAAGUUGGAAAUCUUCAGCAGAUUAAGACAAAUGAUCCCUUGUGUAGUGUCGUUCAACAAUUGAAUAGCGAAUCCUCAGAUUGGAGAAGCGAAAUGGAUAGUGAUGUUUAUGAUUAUUUGGUGAAUAAAAGAACCUAUAACUCUUCAUGGACAGAAUGUUUAAGUCUUAUUCGAAAUAUUGACCAGCAUUGGAACGAUCGACCACGACCUCUACCACAACCAGAACCAUUUUAUAAGAUUUGCGAUUACAGGGCGUAUUUUCUCCGAACAGUUCCUAAUCUCCCUGUUCGGGUACAUGCUGCUGUCAGGUCAAAUGAAGAAUUGAAGAACGAGCCAGAACUCAAGAACUUUUUUCCUUUUGAUGAAUGCAAACUACAUCAAAAAAAAAUUUAGAUACAACAGAACCUGUUGGGAGUAAAAAAGUAGCAAUUAAGAAAUCAUUGAUACUGUUAAGAUCUUAUUUUAUAGAUUUAAAGAAAAACAGUUUUCACGACGUAUUUAGAUGAUAUUUCACCCCGUUUCUUGUGAAUGUAUAGCCUGUGGUAUUCAUUUAUACAAUGUAUAUAUUUAAUUUUUACUGUAAACUGUUUUGGAAAAAGACUGAAGGUGAACAUGACAUUAAAAGUUAACUU
Molecule: messenger RNA, 3057 nt
Organism: Xenia sp. Carnegie-2017
Lineage: Eukaryota; Metazoa; Cnidaria; Anthozoa; Malacalcyonacea; Xeniidae
Exons: 7
Coding region: 20-2818 (932 amino acids)
Biological process (GO): mRNA processing; IRE1-mediated unfolded protein response; protein phosphorylation
Cellular component (GO): IRE1-TRAF2-ASK1 complex
Molecular function (GO): protein serine/threonine kinase activity; RNA endonuclease activity; ATP binding
Source: RefSeq, a predicted model, not a curated record